AUGUCGGAGGUUCGCAGCUUCACAGCUCGACCCCUGUCGAAGCAGGCCCGCAGCGACCACAAGGAUGCGUUCCGUAUCUAUCUCUCGUCCUCUUCGAUGGCUGGUUUAAGACUCCGGGCUGACGAUCUGUGUAGUCUCACGCUGCCGGAUGGGACAUCGAUGACUGCGAUCGCCUGGACUGCUGUGGAGAACAUACAGAACACGGUCGUACAAACCUCGAGGGCCCUCCAGGACUGCUAUGGUGUCAAGAUAGGAGAGAAAGUCGCCAUUACGAAGCUUGAUAGGUGUCUAGAGGAUCUUGACUCGAUCAUUCUCAUCGAUAGCUCCGACAGUGAGAAAAUGGCAAAAUACGGCGCAAUACCCGCGGAAGAAAGAUGCCACUGGGAAUGGGCUUUAGAAUUCCAAUUAUCGAGAUGUGAAGUCCUCGCGAAGGGGCUGGUAUUCGAGUUGGACCUCAAGGGCCAGCGUCGUGCUUUUCAAGUGAUCGGACUUCAUACACUGAAUUCGAGCAGCCUACCGAACACCAUUUUUCGAUUUUCAAAAGCCACAAAAAUCUCGAUCGGAACAGAGGUAGAGGUUCCGACAGAGUCCCCGUCUAGAAUUUCCGUUCAAACAGCAAAUCUCGGUGGUCUUUCACGGCAGAUCGAAGAUAUAAAUGAGAGCCUGUCUGACUUCAACAUUGACCAUCGCAAACCGACCAUGCCCUCGUUCUACGAACACAACCGAGGAAUCCUUAUAUUUGGUCCCAAAGGAACUGGGAAAACCAUGCUCUUGAAGCAAAUCGAGAAGGCCGGCUGGCGACAGGUAUUCAAAAUUGGCACAUCUUCUCUCGGGAGGAGCAUCAGCGACGGUGAAACAAAGCUUCGGAGUACGUUCCAAGAAGCUGUGCGUUCUAAACCCAGUGUCAUUAUAUUUGAUCAGCUGGAAUUUAUCGCGCCCAAGAGGAGUUCCCUUGAGUCUCAGUCCAUGGCCUCAGUCCUAUGCGAGAACCUCGAUGCCAUACGGAGCGCAUCCGUUCUUGUCGUCGCUGCAACAAGACACCCGAAUCUCGUCGACGAUUCGCUGCGUACUCCUCAUCGAUUUGGUACGGAAAUUGAACUUCAGGUCCCCACGGCCCAGGACAGGGCAGAAAUACUUCGUGCCAUAAGGGGUCCAGUUUCGGCUGGACUGGAUGAUGGGCUAAUUGAUCUGCUUGCGGAAAAGACGCAUGGUUAUGUUGGAGCGGAUCUUUAUGCUCUACUGCAAUUGAUCUGUCGCAAAGCACGAUCGCGACAGAUUCUUGACCAAGGGUAUUCAUUCCAGGAAAUGGAAUUUAGCACUGGCUCUGAAGGUAACGAAGAACCCAGUGUUGAGUUGGAUAUCCGAGAAACAGACGUUCUGUCCUCGCUACAAGAAAUCCGCCCUACUGCCAUGCGAGAGGUAUUUCUCGAGACCCCUAAAGUGCGAUGGUCGGACAUUGGAGGACAAAGCGACAUUAAGAAACGUCUACAGCAAGCGGUCGAGAGGCCUCUUAAGCACCCCGAACGGAUGCAAAGACUCAACGUGAAAAGCAAAAAAGGCGUUCUCCUUUACGGGCCACCAGGCUGUUCCAAAACUCUCACUGUCAAGGCGCUGGCCACAGAGGCUGGGUUGAACUUUUUGGCCGUUAAGGGUGCUGAGAUUCUGAGCAUGUACGUGGGAGAGUCUGAGCGCUCUUUGCGGGAGAUCUUUCGCAAGGCUCGAGCUGCUAGGCCCAGCAUCAUUUUCUUCGACGAAAUUGAUGCCAUUGCAGGACGGCGGAGCACUGGAUCUCAAGGUGGUGUCAAUGUUCUCACGACUUUGCUGAAUGAGAUGGAUGGUAUUGAGGAGUUACGCAGUGUGCUCGUCAUUGCGGCAACUAAUAAACCAGAUGUUUUGGAUCCUGCUCUUAUGCGUCCAGGCCGCUUGGACAAUAUCCUCUAUAUUGGACCGCCCGACUUCGAAGCCAGGAGAGAAAUUUUCCGAAUUUGGGCCAGUAAGUCCGUGAUCCAUCCGGAUGUAGACCUUGAUGAUUUGGCCAACCGGACCGAGGGCUAUUCCGGGGCAGAAGUCGUCAGUAUAUGCGAAACUGCAGGCGAUGCGGCUCUCGACGAAGAGGAAGUGACCCAACAGGAGCAAGACGUGAAGUUGAAGCAUUUCGAAUAUGCGUUGAGCCAAGUACGACGACAGAUCACCGAUACAGUCAUUCAAGAAUAUGAACGAUGGAGGGAUGCGCAAUCCUAG
Molecule: messenger RNA, 2241 nt
Organism: Penicillium argentinense
Lineage: Eukaryota; Fungi; Ascomycota; Eurotiomycetes; Eurotiales; Aspergillaceae
Product: putative AAA family ATPase
Exons: 2
Coding region: 1-2241 (746 amino acids)
Cellular component (GO): cytoplasm
Molecular function (GO): ATP hydrolysis activity; ATP binding
Source: RefSeq, a predicted model, not a curated record